Molecule: messenger RNA, 1435 nt
Organism: Drosophila albomicans
Lineage: Eukaryota; Metazoa; Arthropoda; Insecta; Diptera; Drosophilidae
Exons: 3
Coding region: 35-1132 (365 amino acids)
Biological process (GO): apoptotic DNA fragmentation
Cellular component (GO): nucleus; mitochondrial inner membrane
Molecular function (GO): nucleic acid binding; single-stranded DNA endonuclease activity; metal ion binding
Source: RefSeq, a predicted model, not a curated record
AAGUAAAAAGAACUCAGUUCAUUACAUUUGCGAGAUGUAUAAAGAAGGGAUUCUGCUGUUGCUCCUAGUUCUACUGGAGAGUUCGUUCCAUGCCCACGGUGAAUGUCGUCUGAAUGUUAACUACAUUCAGAACUCACUCGGUACUCUCACUUAUUACGAUGGACAUGGAAAAAUGCAAAUACAGAGAUUCGCAUCUUUUGAUGAGGGUCAUAAACUCGAGCUACACUGUCUCCACCAGCGUGUCAUUUCGGUUAAGAAUCUGGGAUGUCAUCGUGGUAUAGUAAAUCCAAAAGAUCCAGAAAAGUGUGAUGCACCAAUCCAUGCUAAUGUUGAGGUAACGGAUGCAGAUAAGACCUGCCCGGCGACAAUGUAUCGUAUUGGUAUCGUGAUCCGAAAUCAAUUUUUUGAGUUAUAUCGAGCCUGCUACGAUAAAGUGAAAGUGCAAUCGCACUUUUCGGAUGCAGUUAUCUAUUGGAAACCAAUACAUCCCAAGAGUCCACGUCCUUUCUUCGAUGCUGAUAAUCUAAUCACUCAGAGGCAGGUCGCCUCUUUUACUGCUCAAAAUAUGUAUGGCGCAUUCAAAACGAUCUAUGGCAAUACACAGACUUAUAUUAAGGCAGAUAGAUCCGGCAGGGCGGAGUCAGUGAUAGAUCGAGGACAUUUGACAGCUGCCGGUGACAUGACCUUCUACGAUCAGAUGUACAGCACCUUUAAGUAUCUGAAUGUUGUGCCACAGUUCAAGUCAAUUAACAAUGGCAAUUGGUUGCAAAUUGAGCAUUGGGUGGGCAAUCAUAUUCCCCAUAAAAAUGUGCUCCACGUUCGCACUGGAGCUCUGGGUAUUCUCAGUCUUCCCGACUUCAAACCACGACGAACUCUGCAGCCUGCCUUUUUGAUUCCCGACAAAAGGCAAAAUCCUGUGCCUGAAUGGAUGUACAAAAUAGUUCGAAGUAUGAACAAUCAAUUGCUGCACGUUUUCCUCACCUACAAUAACAUAUUUAACCCAACUAAGCCAACAGCUCAUAAGUGCUGCAAGGUAGUCUCAUGUCCUUUAAGGUUGGAAGAUUCGGCCACACUUGGAUUUACCUACUGCUGCAAUCCAGAUGCUUUCGUCAAAUGUUUGGCUUCUCAUUAAUAAUAAAUAUGUGUUAAUAAUGAGUUGCUAGCAAGAAUAUAACUAUAAUUUUUGUAAUAUUCAUAUUUUACUCUUUUUGAUGCUGCGAUGUUAUUCUAUGUUCUUUAAGUUAGGAAGACUCUGCUAGACUUUGCUUUACUUUUUUCUCUAAUUUAGAAAAAUUUGUUCAAUGUUUGGCAAGAAAGCAGAACUACAUAUGUUAACUUUGCGGACAGGCAUAACUAUGUUUUUAAAUUUAUGUUUUUUCAUUCAUCUGUACAUGUCUUCACAUGUCCGAUUCUUAAAAAAUGUCCUGUAAUUCCA